Molecule: messenger RNA, 756 nt
Organism: Pseudozyma hubeiensis SY62
Lineage: Eukaryota; Fungi; Basidiomycota; Ustilaginomycetes; Ustilaginales; Ustilaginaceae
Exons: 2
Coding region: 1-756 (251 amino acids)
Source: RefSeq, a predicted model, not a curated record
AUGCGAGGCUUUGGCCAGCCCCGAGCGCAGGGAAUCAAGUCUCGCCUUGAUACAGUCGGAAGGGCCGACCUUGCUAACCGCCUAUGUCCACGGUACUCCAGAGACUUGGCCUUGGUUCGGCAAAGCGAAGUUCAUCUUGCUAAUGAUAUGAACUCAGUUCGGCGUUCAUUGCUGUCAAAUGCUGUAGUCAUGAACAGCUCGCCGAAACGAGAGUGCCGUGAUGAAUCGACUGUGUCACUGGCGUCUAAAUCUGGCGUUAAUGGCGAACGGCUCAGCAUUUGUAUCAGCUAUCGCCUCAUCCUCACCCUCAUCCACAAUCUCCUUCCCCUCACCGUCACCUCUCAUCCAUCGUCAGCUCCGUUUCCUUGUCGCCGCAUCCAACAAGCAGGUGCUCGCCACCUUCACAUUUCCAUACCGCUCUACCAUCCUCUAGCAUACAACAGCAAUUUCGGCUUUCUUCGCAUCCACGGCUAUCUCCGUAUCACGCCGCACCGUUCUCAUCUGGAUCUCUCGUCGACAGCUUUGCAUCGCGAUCGACUCAGCCUUGUUUGCGAUCCUCGUCCUUCUGCAGAUAGAGUCCGACUUCGCUACUCCAUCUUGAUCGCCGUCGUCACCCUCGAGCGGCCAUUUCGACCCUCUAUCCUUGACCUGUACCCUCGACUCAGCGCUCGACUUCGCUACUCGAACGCAUUCCGGGUACUAAGCAGCGCAUCUACAAUCAACUCUCUCCGGAUCGUUUCCGCUUACCACUCGUGA